Molecule: messenger RNA, 582 nt
Organism: Prorocentrum cordatum
Lineage: Eukaryota; Dinophyceae; Prorocentrales; Prorocentraceae
Source: the annotation of a GenBank genome assembly
CCAGGUGAAGCGAGCCGGCGAGACCACGUGGCGGUGGUUUGCCAAGGACGCUGCGAUCGACGUUUACGAGGGCGACUGUUUCGCGGUGUGCUUGGAGCUCAAGCAGGCUCCGAGGAGGGCAGCGCGGGAGCGCUCCAAUUGGGGGCCGCCGGGAGGCACGCGCCGGGCCCCGAGGGACUCGUGCGUGUGGGGUCCGGGCCCCCGCCAGGAAUCCUCGGGACUGAGGACUGAGGCCUCAGCUGCCUCGAUGCGCCCGUUCUUCAGGGGGGACAAAACACACAGACACAAUGAAUCGUCGAUUCCCCCACAAAAGAUGGGAAAAAAUGUGGGCAGUGGGGGGGGAGACGAGAAAACCCAGAAGAUAUAGGAAAGUAUGGGGAAUCCUGUUAUUUCUGUGUAUUUAUUUGUGUGUCCCAGGGCCCCUUCUGUUUUGAAACGCAACACGGCCCGUGUUCAAGACGUCCGUGUCAAUACGCUGCGUGUUGUCUCCGCGUAUUGGACUACGCUUUGGCGAAUUCUAUCGCGUCGGACCUACGUUUUCAACCUACGUGUUGAGCUUCGCAUCGAUACGAUACGUGUUGC